Molecule: messenger RNA, 1113 nt
Organism: Rhodamnia argentea
Lineage: Eukaryota; Viridiplantae; Streptophyta; Magnoliopsida; Myrtales; Myrtaceae
Product: LOB domain-containing protein 29-like
Exons: 3
Coding region: 86-796 (236 amino acids)
Biological process (GO): positive regulation of DNA-templated transcription; hormone-mediated signaling pathway
Cellular component (GO): nucleus
Source: RefSeq, a predicted model, not a curated record
UAUAGCUAGCGAAGAAAAAAAAAAUCAGUGAUUCCCUUCCCCCACAAAAAAAAACCCACUGCAAAGAAUUAAUCAAGGAUCAACCAUGACUGGUUCUGGCUCUCCUUGUGGUGCUUGUAAGUUCUUGAGGAGGAAAUGCGUGAGAGGCUGCGUGUUUGCCCCGUAUUUCUGCCACGAGCAAGGUGCGACGCACUUUGCGGCCAUUCACAAGGUCUUUGGUGCAAGCAAUGUGUCGAAGCUCCUCGCAAACCUCCCUGUGAGCGAUCGGUGUGAAGCUGCUGUGACCAUCUCAUACGAGGCUCAGGCGCGGCUCCAAGACCCCAUUUACGGAUGCAUCUCGCACAUCUUCGCGCUUCAACAACAGGUUUUCAAUUUGCAAGCACAAUUGGCUUCUCUCAAGGAGCAAGCUGCUGAAAGCCUUUGCACCCCAUCUUCCACGAGAGUGAGCCUUAACGAGAAAUAUUCUGGAAACAAGGUCAUCUCAAACGAAGUCCUCGACUUGCAAAGUUGGUUGCACAUGGCAAAUCCAAAUAAUUUGCCUCAUCAGUUCAGUUUACAGAACAUGAGCAAUGUGAACACAAUGCCUCACUAUGAAAACGGGUCGAUGGAUUCAAGCUCUGCAGUGAAUAAAUAUGACAAUUCGCUUGUCCUAGAGGAGAACAUCUCCUUUGGGAGCUUUGAGGAGGCUUCCGGCGGUUCGAUCUCUUCUGUGGAUAUGCAAGCAAGCAACAGGCAGUGGAGUUUCCGGGACGCUGACGACCUCCACUCCUUCGCGUUUGGUUACAUUCACCAUUAGCGAGGCAUCAUCGAGCAUUUGGUGUGCCCUCAUACUUUUCCGAACUAAUAUCCUUGUGAAGGAGAUCUAAUGAUUUUCUGGACUGAAAGCUUCUCCACCCAUCUGGAAGUCCGCUGGUUUGGUUAGGUAACUAGAUAUUAAUAGAACAUAUGGUUACGGUGAUCAUAGUAGCAGCUUCAGAUUGCACAUAACAAUCAUGCCUUGUGUUUCUCGAGCAUUCAUGACCAAAUAAUACAAGGUCGAAUGCCCCCUGGAUGCAAGAGACACCAGAUUGAUGUACCAUUUGCUGUACUAUAUUAUACACCAUCAUCAGAAUU